Molecule: messenger RNA, 4638 nt
Organism: Sphaerodactylus townsendi
Lineage: Eukaryota; Metazoa; Chordata; Lepidosauria; Squamata; Sphaerodactylidae
Gene: MARK2
Product: microtubule affinity regulating kinase 2
Exons: 14
Coding region: 471-2729 (752 amino acids)
Biological process (GO): microtubule cytoskeleton organization; intracellular signal transduction
Cellular component (GO): cytoplasm
Molecular function (GO): protein serine/threonine kinase activity; tau-protein kinase activity
Source: RefSeq, a predicted model, not a curated record
GAGGCGGCCAUGUUGGGAGCCGCCGCUGUGUGAAGCCGAGGGGGAGCCGCGGAGCUCGGGCACCGGCGAGGACGGGAAGACGGGGUCCGAGCCCGGCCGUGGAGGCGCGGCGGGACUCGGGGGGCUCUACCUCAGCCCGUGCUCGCUUCAGGGCUCGGCUUUUCCCCAGCUGGGGAUUUUCGACCGGUGUGGCCUGCUCCCUGCUCCUCAUCCCCGGCCUCGCGUGAUCCGUCAAGCCGGGCACGUCGCACUCAGACCCGGCUCGGCGACGACCCCCAUGUGCAGUCGGUGCUGGUGCUUCCCGGUCCUCUGUUGAGCCCCAGUUUCCCCAUGCUGGUGGCCUGGCCGCCCCCCUCGCCGUGAGGAGGAGAAAGAGGAACCGGACCCCCUUCCAGCUGGGGCAGGGAGUAGGAAGGCGAAGGAGCUGAGCAGCUGGGGGGAGACCCCCUCGGGCCGUGCCGUCGGGAGCCAUGUCGAACAGCGGCUGGAGCCCCCUGCCCACCGUCAAUGAGAAAGACACGGAGCAGCCGGCCUUAGGACAUCCGGAGUCCAAGCCAAGCACAAAGUCCAACAUGCUUCGAGGCCGCACCUCGGCCACCUCUGCGGAUGAACAACCGCACAUCGGGAACUACCGCUUGUUGAAAACUAUUGGCAAGGGGAACUUCGCCAAGGUCAAGUUGGCACGGCACGUCCUGACGGGGAAAGAGGUGGCCGUGAAAAUCAUUGAUAAGACGCAGCUGAACUCAUCCAGCUUACAGAAGAAUGUAACGGGGGUGAUGGUGAUGAAGGCUCUAGUUGUGAUUGACCGAGUUGCUGUGAUGUUACAGAGGGGCCAAAUCAUGAAAGACCGCUGGAUGAAUGUGGGGCAUGAGGACGACGAACUGAAGCCUUACGUGGAACCUCUGCCCGACUACAAGGACCCCAGGCGGACAGAGCUCAUGAUAUCCAUGGGAUACACCCGCGAGGAGAUCCAGGACUCGCUGGUCAGCCAGAAGUAUAACGAAGUCAUGGCUACAUAUCUGCUGCUAGGAUACAAAAACUCAGAGCUUGACAACGACACCAUUACCCUGAAGCCCCGACCGCAGCCCGACCUCACCAACAGCACCGCCCCCUCCCCGUCACACAAGGUACAGCGCAGCGUCUCGGCCAACCCCAAGCAGCGUCGCUUCAGUGACCAGGUACCAACCAUCCCAACAUCCACUUCGUACUCCAAGAAAACACAGGCAGCCAACGCGGAGAACAAGCGGCCCGAAGAAGAGCGGGACCGAAAGGCCAGCAGUACGGUCAAAGUGCCAGCCAGCCCGUUGGCAGGCCUCGAGAGGAAGAAGAGCACUCCCUCCCCCUCCACAGUCAGUCCUUCACACUGCUUGGGGGGUGGGGGGGUUCCGCUGCGCACAGGGUGGAUUAAGUUCAGCCAAAAGUCAGCUGUCCUGCGUGGCGGUCGGUCUGUUCGGAAACCUGGCGGAAGCGCAUUUUUAAAAAUGCUUUUCUGGGUUUUGCGUGUCAAAAAUUUUGUGUUGACGCUUCUUGCGUGUGCACGCCGAGGCCGAACACUGCUCUUUGCAGCAUGUGUUAAAAACAGGAAACAGGAAAGAAGUUCCUUGGCAACUUCUGUUUGGAGUAGCCAAAGUGGUGACUCCCCUUCUGUCUCCCAAAGAGGGUGUUCCCCGAAUCCAAUGGUUGGUGGUGGUGCUGGCCCCUGCUGUUCAGUUGGAGGUGUGGGUCUAGGGUGUGGAAGGGCUCCCGCUCACUUGGUGUCCGUGCCCCCUCCUGCAGAACAAGAAAGCGUCCCUCUCUCACGACCAACACGAACUUGGAGCCAUAACUCACUGCGAUGCUGGAGCACACCAGGCAGGCCAGGCACUCCAUCCAGAGCAGGCAAAGAUAGCCUAACCACUCCAGGCUCCAGGGCUUCCACCGCUUCAGCCUCUGCCGCCGUGAGCUCCGCCCGCCCGCGCCAGCACCAGAAAUCCAUGUCUGCCUCGGUGCACCCUUCCAAGCCCGUGCUGCCCCCUUCCGACAAUAACUGUGAGGCGCAGCGACCCAGCACUGCACCUCAGAGGGUCCCUGGCGCCUCCCCCUCCGCCCACAACAUCAGCAGCGCCCUCCCUGAGCGCACCAACUUCCCCCGGGGAGUCUCCAGCCGCAGCACCUUCCACGCAGGGCAGCUCCGGCAGGUCCGGGACCAGCAGAACCUCCCCUACGGCCUGACCCCCGCCUCGCCCUCCGGGAACAGCCAAGGCAGGAGGGGCGCCUCGGGAAGCCUCUUUAGCAAGUUCACUUCAAAGUUCGUACGCAGAAAUCUGUCUUUCAGGUUUGCCAGAAGGAACCUGCAUGAGCCCGAAAGCAAAGACCGUGUGGAGACGCUCAGGCCCCACAUGGUAGGCGGCAGCGGGGACAAAGAGCGGGACGAGAACCGGGAGGCCAAGCCGCGCUCGCUGCGGUUCACCUGGAGCAUGAAGACGACAAGCUCCAUGGAGCCCAACGAGAUGAUGAAGGAGAUCCGGAAAGUGCUGGACGCUAACAACUGCCAGUGUGAGCUGCAGGAGAAGUACAUGCUCCUGUGCAUGCACGGAGCGCCGGGCCACGAGGCCUUUGUGCAGUGGGAGAUGGAGGUGUGCAAGCUCCCGCGCCUCUCGCUCAACGGCGUCCGCUUCAAGCGGAUAUCCGGCACCUCCAUGGCCUUCAAGAACAUUGCCUCCAAAAUCGCCAACGAACUGAAGCUUUAACAAGCCCCCAGGAGGGGCCCGGCCUGCACGCGCAUGGGGUGGGGUUUAGGAGUAAAGCUGCAAUUUUAACUCUGGAAGGGUUUAUUUUUUGAUACCCUAGUGCAGGACGGGGCAGGGGGGAAGGAGAAUGGCGGGGUGGCGGCACUGGUGUUUGGGGACUUCCCCUCUCCCCCCCGCUCCCCCCCCCCGCUGCUGAAUCUCCAUGGAGACAGAGUGCGUGGGGUGGUGGUUGGCAGCCACCAGGCCAGUCUCCGUGGCAACAGUAGUGGGAGUGUACCAAGGGCUGUUGGUCUCUAUAGCGACGGUGUUGGGGGGCAUCCCUUUUGGUCUCCGUGGUGACCAUGGUACUUUUCUUUGGGGGGGGGUUGCACAUUAGGCAGGGUUUAAAAUUAUCAAACACAGCAAAAAAAGAUAAUAAAUGAACUCCUCCCCACCCCCAGCUUAUAAUCUCCCUUUCCCUUCUGGGAUCUGUGUUCUGGUGAUGGUUUUGGUUCCUAGGCUGCCCGUGCAGGGUGGGGAAAGACACGGAUGCAUGAGGUUUCCUAUGGGCAUUACUGUAGAGAUGCUUCCCCCCCUGGGGUUUCCCACAUCAGGCCAGCGAAGGUGGGUGUUGGGUGUUGGGGGGCAGACUUGGGAGCUUUGUUGGAGCCAGAGGGGGAGGGGGAAAGUCCACCCACCAGCUCUUCUCCCCACUUCUACCACCAGGGCAUCCCCCACCCGCCCAAGAAACCACUUCAAACGGGAGAUUGCUAGCCAUGCCCGUGUACCUUCACAUUUGGGGGGAAACAAGAGUGUGUUGGGGUGGGGUGAGAGGUUAAAUCCACACUGGAGCCCAUUUCUUCCUCCGUGUCCCCAGUCUCACACAAGUUGAGAGAGCUGCACAAGGUUGGACACCUUUAAAACAGCAAGGGCUUCUGGGAGUUCAGAAUGUCCCUGUUUACAGGGCUAGUUCUGUUUUCUAGGUUGGCGGGCUUGACUGCUCCCCUCAGUGCCCUGGGCUGUGCAGCGGGUUCCUUCAGCUGCAUGGUGCCUAGUUAUCUUGUUCCUGUCCCAAAGGCACCCUCACUCCGUCUGUACUGGUUGUGGGUAACUUCCAGCAUGUGACCUGCAGUCUCAGAUGCUGUAGAAUGUGCAGGGGCCUCUUUUUCCAAAGCGCCCCCCCCCCCCCCCGUAGCUUUAGAUGCUGCAAAUGAGCACUCUGAAGGUGGCAGAGAGUGCUUUAGGGCUGUCGCUGGGUGGGUGGUUUUUGCCCCUAGUUUUGCCUUGCUCAAGAAUGCACAGGAGCCAUUGGAACGGGUGGGGUGAGGCAAAAGAGUUCUGUGGUAGGGAUGUAUGUGUGGGGGCUGGUCUGGUUUCUCCGUGACCAGGUACAGUGCUUGCAGCUUUCUGCCACUGCUUACCACAGAAGAUGUGGGGAAGCUCUCAUGACAUCCUCUCCUGUGGGAGAGCACAGCCUUUCCCCAUCCUCUCCCCUCCCCAAACAAAAGGCCAGCACCCUCCCCCCCCCCCCCCCCCCUUCCAAAGCACAAGAGAAAAACGGGACCUCUCCUGCCCUGCCCUCCCUUUCCCCUUGAGCUGGGUUUCUUCCAUUGUCACAUCUCCACUCGAGAAUGUAUUUUCAACCCCUCUUGGGGGUGAUUGGGGUUCUCCCCUUUCGCCCGCUGAGCAAACCCCUCCCCAUCUCUUAUGUACGUACACACAGACACACCCCUGGUUUGUAUAUAACUGUACUGAUACCUCGGUUUUGUGAGUGGUUAUUUUUUUUUGUUUAAUUCUGAUCACAAAAUGCCUUUUUUAAAGAGAAAUCAUGUCCCCUUCCCCUUUUUUGUUGGUUUCCACCCCCCUCCCUCCGGGGAUGCUGCCGUUUGAUGUAGUUUUACAGGUUCUAGAUUAAACUUUCCAGAAAGCA